Molecule: messenger RNA, 303 nt
Organism: Aureobasidium pullulans EXF-150
Lineage: Eukaryota; Fungi; Ascomycota; Dothideomycetes; Dothideales; Saccotheciaceae
Exons: 1
Coding region: 1-303 (100 amino acids)
Source: RefSeq, a predicted model, not a curated record
AUGGCUGCUCUCCAUACCAUCACUCCAAAUCAGAAGGAAGAAGCCCUACCUCCCGAUACUUCUUCUGAGUUCGCAACUAGCAGAAGCAAGGACGUCGAAAAUACUAAUGAGUGGCUUACAACCAAAGACGGCGUACCUCGCUGCUUCCACCACGGCUUUAACGCCGGGAUUUUCUACCACUUUCCUAGUCAGCAGCAGGGUGGUGGAUGUGGUCGUGGAGGUCAGUCCAAUGGCUAUGGUGUUGCUGGUAUCUACCGCGGUGGAUGGAAUGGUGGAAACAACAGAGGCUACCACCCCUACUGA